This is a messenger RNA of Rhinocladiella mackenziei CBS 650.93, 1479 nucleotides long. RefSeq lists its product as uncharacterized. Lineage: Eukaryota; Fungi; Ascomycota; Eurotiomycetes; Chaetothyriales; Herpotrichiellaceae. Gene Ontology annotation, molecular function: choline-phosphate cytidylyltransferase activity; phosphatidylcholine binding. The record is from RefSeq and is a predicted model, not a curated record. The transcript is spliced from 3 exons. Bases 1 to 1479 code for a protein of 492 amino acids. Gene Ontology annotation, biological process: CDP-choline pathway. Gene Ontology annotation, cellular component: nuclear envelope.
AUGUCCUCUCCAUCCUCAUCAGCUUCCGCAAAGCGGAAGCGGACCUCUGGCCCGGACCGUCUCAAAUCCGCCGCGACAGACCUACAGCAACCUUCUCACGACGCUUCAGGCGAAGAGCUCGCAGCAUCUCUCUCGCAUAACACUCGGAACCGCAAGCACACCCCAAGCAACUCUGUCGACAGCACUGUUCCCCCUAGGAAGCGAGCACGAACACGAUCCAAUGCUAACAGCUACGAAUCCAACGGAACUCGUGCUCCAGACCCAGCUCAGCACCCGGGUCCGUCUUCUCACGAUGACGAGGCCGAAGAGGCCGAGGAACACGGCAAAAAGAGACAGAGAACUUUUCUCGGUGCUACGACCAAGGCUGUUGUCAACGGGGAUGGAGGAACCAUGCAGGAUCCUCCGAAGGCAGGCUUGAGGGAGCCGGUGGGAUACAAGACAAAUCCCCCCCCGACGGGUCGGCCGGUCAGAGUGUAUGCGGACGGAGUAUUUGAUUUGUUCCAUCUUGGGCACAUGCGUCAACUCGAACAAGCGAAGACGGCCUUCCCGGAUACUUAUCUCAUCGUGGGAGUUACGGGCGAUGCAGAGACCCAUAAGCGUAAAGGACUGACGGUCCUCACGGGUGCGGAGCGAGCCGAGACUGUCCGUCAUUGCCGAUGGGUAGACGAGGUGAUUCCCAAUUGUCCUUGGAUUGUCACACCGGCAUUCCUGGCAGAACACAAGAUCGACUAUGUGGCUCAUGACGAUGAGCCUUACGGUGCAGAAGAAGGAGACGAUAUCUACGCACCCAUCAAAAAGGAGGGCAAAUUUCUCGUGACCCAAAGAACCGAAGGGGUGUCCACGACGGGAAUCAUCACCAAGAUCGUCCGCGACUACGAAAAGUACAUUGUACGCCAAUUAAAGAGAGGAACCAGUCGUCAAGAAUUAAAUAUCAGCUGGCUCAAGAAGAACGAACUGGAUAUCAAGAGGCACGUGCAGGAAUUGAGGGAUAGUAUCAAGACCAACUGGGCCACCGCUGGAGGAGAAAUCUCCCGCGACUUCCGACAAUUUUGGCUCAAUGCGAGUUCAAGGCCCGCAAGCCCAGCUCCGUUUAAUAGGCAGCACAGCGAUGGCUUGCGAAGUCCCAGCGCCGUGAGCGCCGUCGAGCAUUUGAAGCACUUGGAUAUACCCGGGAGCACUGACAAGAGAAGUGAUUCGCCUGGUAGAAUCAGUCGAAACGAAGAUUUUGCCACAGGUUACAGUUUGGGCUUGAUUGGAGGAGUCAAGUCUUGGAUGAUGCGAGGUAGAAGGGCCCUCAGAGAUAGUCAAGGCCCGAGUCCUGAAGGAAGCGAGGACGAUGAAGCUAGAAGCCCCAUCAGCAAUGACGGAGACGCAGUGGGCAUCGGAUUGAAAACGCCUCCUAUGGGCCGUGGCAGGAAGGGGAAGAGUGAAAGUGAACUUGAAGACACUCGGCGAGAAGCCAUGGACGUGAUGCAUUGA